AGCGGUCAUUGUUUUGACAAGUUGCCGAUCGUUCGUUCCGUGCUCUGUCAGACGUUUUGAGAUUCUUUUUUUGUUCUAACGAGACGCACCGUGCUUUAAACAGAAAAUGUCGGGAAUGUCGGAUACCGAAAUUGCCAAAAUGAACUGGGAAUUGGAGAAUAACAUCAAAACAGUUCCAGCGUGUGAUGAAAUUUUCCGAUUCGAUGAUAACCAGCAGAAACAAAUCAUCGAAACCAAACCAUGGGAGAAGGAUCCACAUUACUUCAAAGAUAUCAAAAUCUCGGCUUUGUCCCUAUUGAAAAUGGUAAUGCAUGCCCGGUCAGGGGGUACUUUGGAGGUAAUGGGACUGCUGCUGGGUAAAGUCGAAGACAAUACCAUGAUUGUCAUGGAUGCAUUUGCGCUGCCAGUCGAAGGUACGGAGACCCGUGUGAAUGCCCAGUCGCAGGCUUAUGAGUAUAUGUCAGCUUACAUUGAUUCUGCCAAGGAGGUUGGGCGGUUGGAAAAUGCCAUCGGAUGGUAUCACAGUCAUCCUGGCUAUGGAUGCUGGUUGUCCGGAAUCGAUGUUUCCACUCAAAUGCUGAAUCAAAACUUCCAAGAACCGUUCGUGGCGAUUGUCGUUGAUCCUGUCCGUACGGUGUCGGCAGGGAAAGUGUGCUUGGGUGCCUUCAGGACCUAUCCAAAGGGUUAUAAACCACCAAAUGAAGAGCCAUCUGAAUACCAAACGAUUCCGCUGAAUAAAAUCGAAGAUUUCGGUGUCCAUUGUAAACAAUACUACCCACUCGAGGUCACCUACUUCAAAUCUGCUCUUGAUCGCAAACUCUUAGAUUCAUUAUGGAAUAAGUACUGGGUCAACACUUUAGGCAGUUCAGGUUUGCUUAGCAACACUGACUACACAACUGGACAGAUCUUCGACUUAUCAGAGAAACUGGAGCAGAGCGAAGCGAGCUUGGGAAGAGGUCCUUUUGUUGUUACAGGUGAUGUUAAUGAGAAACGAACCGAAGACAAACUCUCGAAGGCAACGCGCGACUGCAGUCGUGCUUCCAUUGAAUUGAUUCACGGUUUGAUGGCUCAGAUUGCGAAGGAUAAGCUCUUUAACAUGGUUGGCGCAAAGAAAUAAACAUUGAUCCGAUAUAAAACAGCUUGUUUGGUCCAUCAACUAGUUUACUAUUUACACAACUCCUUACAAUUCUAAUAAAAAAUGUUUUGAUUUAUAAUUUA
This is a messenger RNA of Hermetia illucens (black soldier fly), 1218 nucleotides long. It is a transcript of the gene CSN5, whose product is annotated as COP9 signalosome complex subunit 5. Gene Ontology annotation, molecular function: deNEDDylase activity; metallopeptidase activity; protein binding. The record is from RefSeq and is a predicted model, not a curated record. Gene Ontology annotation, biological process: protein deneddylation. NCBI's taxonomy places the organism in Eukaryota, Metazoa, Arthropoda, Insecta, Diptera, Stratiomyidae. Gene Ontology annotation, cellular component: cytoplasm; COP9 signalosome. The coding region runs from base 107 to 1117 and encodes 336 amino acids. The transcript is spliced from 4 exons.